CACCUCAGAUGCUCCUUGGUUGAGUGAAGGCGAAGCGGAGAGAAACACACAGCGGGGCACAGAGCCAUAAUAUGCAAAAUAGGUAGGUAUUUCCGCCGCGGGUUCCGCCGAGGGUGAACCUUGGAAAGAAUAGAUGAUAAACAGAUGCAAGCGUUCCGGGGAAACCACAACCCUGCACGAUCAAUGUUGUGUUAUGGUGAACAUUCCGGGACCCAGCGUCUGUUUCACCCCGGGACGAAGGCGCAAGGGGGUGCAAAGAGACAUGCACGGUACCCUGAUGGCCGUGUGGAUGCUGCAGGAUCCAUUCUUGGUAGGGAGUACAUGGGCCCCUUUCUUCAAGCCCAAAGGGCAAGAUUGGCGCUUCGUGCAAGUGUCAAUGACGGUGGUGCGGUACGUACCCCCAAGAAGGUUGACGUGCCAGCAGAUCUUCCGAGUACAGCCUGGCAACGGUGUUAUCGAUUGUCCUUCAUGGGAGCACCCCAUUGGUUCCGCUAUUCUCGCGAUAUUGCCCCAAUAUCUGCGCUUAACAUGCAUCGAACCGCGAGGCCAGAAAUGCCGAUCCGGGUGUUGGCCAUGAGGAUCCUAACAUCAGACAUACCAAUGGCGACUUCCAAUGAAACAUGGCUUCAAAGAGGUGUGUAGUGUACACAAAAUCGGGAGAAAUUCACCGCCAAGAGAUAGUUAAUGCCGAGCCAUUACCCGAUCGCGUGCAUGGGCAGUUAGCAAUGUUACAGCACUGCACCUGUCCCAAGGUCUACUGGAACGACUUUCAUCGAUCUAGCAUUGCGUCUUUUCACCCCACCCUUACGGCAGGAAACA
Westerdykella ornata is the source of this 819-nucleotide messenger RNA. RefSeq lists its product as uncharacterized. The record is from RefSeq and is a predicted model, not a curated record. The coding region runs from base 145 to 642 and encodes 165 amino acids. The transcript has 2 exons. Lineage: Eukaryota; Fungi; Ascomycota; Dothideomycetes; Pleosporales; Sporormiaceae.